AUGGAAGAGACAGGUCAAAAAAUACCAACAAAUGCUGUAAGGGGAUCCGCUGUUUAUGGAAAAGUGUAUGAGAAAUAUGCGAUAUUUAUGUUAGGGUUAGCAUCUAGAUUCUCACUGCCGCCGCGAAGCUUAACUCGCAUGCUUGAGCUCGACGAGCAGGAUGAGCUCCUCACCAAGAGCUUCGCUAUUGUGUCGCACCGCGACGGACUUCGUAGCAAUGAUACCCCAAACGGCCACGUUCAUGCGGACGAUGCCGGUCGUUCGGAAGUAUUGAGCUCUCACCCGUUGCGCAGGUCUUCAGUAUCAUCAUGCACUGCAAAAAAUGUCGGUGGAAUACAAACGACACUGUCGGAGGAUGUUUCUGACUGCCCUGCUGCUAUCGAGGCGUCUGCCGAUACCACAAAUAAUCUAGAUGCUCCCAAUCAACAUGACAUCGAUGACAUCUUGCACACAGUUUCCCCCCAUGACUCGCUUGUCGCAAUCGCUCUACGAUAUGGCGUGUCGCUUUCAGCACUCCGGCAUGCAAACCAGCUAUGGCCAUCAGACCCGAUCCACCUCCGUACUCAACUCAUCAUACCUCGGCAUCAUUCCCUCAGCUCUCGCAUCAGCGCAACAGAUGAGGAACUCGAGCUUGAGAAUUUCCUCAAGCCUCGUCUGCAAUCUCGCACCCCUGAGAUGGAUAAUCCAAACACUCCUGCCGUGCUUGGUGUCGAACUUGACACCCUGUCGCAUUCCCGACGCAGCUAUAUUCCAGCACAUGAUAUAACCUCGCUACUUGACCAUGCCCCCUCACCAGUAUCAUGUCAACAACUUCGCAAUCUUACAUCGGAUCCCACUAUCAGACCAUUUGCAUCUGACCACCUUCAAACGUCCAAGCACAGUUUCCCCGCACCAGUAUUUGUUCCCGUGCGCAUAUCCCAGCUGGAGCCGGAACCCGCGAUGGAACUACCAGUGCUUAAAAAACACAGUCUCAGUCCGAGACGGGCGCCUGUGUUAGACAGGCAUUGUGCGUACUUGUGGGUAUUGGAAUAUAGAGUUGAUUUUAACAGGCUGCGAACUCAUGAGAAGGCAUAUCUCACCCCAGAUUUUGCGACUAAGCUGGAAGUGGGCGAACCGAUGAAGAAUCGUGCAUUUGUCGUCCCGCUGCAGCCGAUUUCAAAUUCACUGUUGCGUGAUAUGCGAGUACUCCGCUCUCUCAUCAAUCUAAUGGGAGGCCGCGCAAAUUAUAGGGUUCGCAAUCUUCAGCGUUACUCCACCGUUCCCAGCGAAAUCAGGAUAGUGCUUAAAAAUAAGAUACUUCAAUAG
Molecule: messenger RNA, 1305 nt
Organism: Suillus subalutaceus
Lineage: Eukaryota; Fungi; Basidiomycota; Agaricomycetes; Boletales; Suillaceae
Exons: 11
Coding region: 1-1305 (434 amino acids)
Source: RefSeq, a predicted model, not a curated record